Anolis carolinensis (green anole) is the source of this 436-nucleotide messenger RNA. Its product is annotated as thioredoxin-like. The transcript has a single exon. The record is from RefSeq and is a predicted model, not a curated record. Gene Ontology annotation, molecular function: protein-disulfide reductase activity. Gene Ontology annotation, cellular component: cytosol. NCBI's taxonomy places the organism in Eukaryota, Metazoa, Chordata, Lepidosauria, Squamata, Anolidae.
AUGGCGAAAGUCUUUGGGAGCCUGGUGGAAUUCCAAUCAGAAUUAGCGGACGCUGCAGAGAAACUCGUAGUCAUCGACUUUUCUGCCACAUGGUGUGGACCAUGAAAAAUGAUCAAGCCUUUCUUCCAUAGUCUCGUUGAGAAGUAUCCAGAUGUGAUUUUCGUUGAAAUUGAUGUGGAUGAUGCUCAGGACAUUGCCGCACACUGUGACAUGAAAUGCAUGCCAACAUUCCAGUUCUACAAAAACAAGGAAAAGGUGCAUGAAUUUUCUGGAGCAAACAAAGAAAAACUGGAAGAAACCAUUAAGAAGCUAAAAUAACCAUUGGUUCUGGCUCAUUAAAUGCGACUGUUAAGUUAUAGCCUUUUCUACAUAAACUGGCCAACUUAGCAUAUGUAUCGAAAUACACUUGUCUCUUCAGACUGUAAGGGGGCUGGGC